This is a messenger RNA of Monodelphis domestica (gray short-tailed opossum), 6453 nucleotides long. It is a transcript of the gene HOXD1, whose product is annotated as homeobox D1. Gene Ontology annotation, molecular function: RNA polymerase II cis-regulatory region sequence-specific DNA binding; DNA-binding transcription factor activity, RNA polymerase II-specific. NCBI's taxonomy places the organism in Eukaryota, Metazoa, Chordata, Mammalia, Didelphimorphia, Didelphidae. Gene Ontology annotation, cellular component: nucleus. Gene Ontology annotation, biological process: regulation of transcription by RNA polymerase II. The record is from RefSeq and is a predicted model, not a curated record.
CGCAGUUUGCAGUAAGCAUUAACUCUCUUCUCCCCUCCCCUCCUAAUUCUCAGAACCCAUGCGGAACUUGAUCUCCAAAGUAGCCUUGGGGGUCUCCAGAAUCCCCUUCGAGCUUUGGUUGGCCUAGGGCUUUCUUUCUCGCCUGGCAAAGUUUGUGCCUCCAGGGCUGGCAGCAGCGCGUGCGAGCAGCGCCCAAGCUCCGUGCGGUGUGCUCUGCGGAGAAGGCAGCCAUUGGACGGUCAGCAGCACGUGGCCGCCCUUGGCUGUAUAUUAGGGCAAUAUUUACCUCCCAAACCGCUUGCAAUGGCACGGCGAGAGGAACUGGUGUAGCGGAGGCGAAGCCAGCAAGACAGGGCAAGGCAAAGUAAAGCAGUGGAGCCCGGACGGUCCAGCUACCUCCGGGGUCGCCUUCUCGCCACUCUUGCUCCACCUGCUACCCUCGAGCGGUCGGACUGGACCAUGAAUUCGUACCUGGAAUAUAUCUCGUGCGGAGAAGUGCUCACCUUCUCUCCUAAGUUCUGCCGCUCAGAUUCCCGGCCAGUGGCGCUGCAGCCUGCCUUCCCCCUGGGCGGGGAGGGCGCCUUUGUGAGCUGCUUACCGGUAGCUGCGGCUGGGGCUCGGCCCGUGCCUCCUGCCCUAGCGCAGCCCCAACCCCAGCCGCAGCCUCCACCGCCGACGCCGCCCUCACCACAGCUGCCGCCGCCCCCAGCCCCUGCCCGGGUCCCUGGAGCGCCUCCGUUCUCGCAGUGCACCCUCGAGGGCGCCUACGAGGCGGGCGCCGCACCUGCCGCAGACUACGGCUUCUUGCCACAGGGCUCAGCAUACGACUUCUCUGGAGGCCUCGGGCCCGCGGCCGAAGACAGCGUGGCCGGCCAAGUUCACUACGCCACUUCGGCCGUCUUUUCAGGCGGCGGCUCUUUCAUUCUCAGCGGCCAAGUGGACUACGGCGCCUUCGGCGAGUCCAGCCCCUUCCCGCAUGGUCUCAAAGAGCAAGGCGAUGGCCCAACCGGGGGCUUCCAGGCGGUCUCCCCAGCUCCUGGAUCCUACCCCAAGUCCAUCUCUCCCGCCUCCGGGCUUCCCACAGCCCUCAGCACUUUUGAAUGGAUGAAAGUGAAAAGGAACGCCCCCAAGAAAAGCAAACUCUCCGAGUAUGGCGUACACAGCCCCUCAAGCACGAUACGAACAAAUUUCAGCACCAAGCAACUUACUGAACUGGAAAAAGAGUUUCAUUUCAAUAAGUACUUGACCCGGGCCCGCCGGCUAGAAAUAGCUCAUUCCUUACAGCUGAAUGACACUCAAGUCAAAAUUUGGUUCCAGAACCGAAGAAUGAAGCAGAAGAAAAGGGAAAGAGAGGGAUUGUUGGCCAGCACUUCACCUGUAACGCCUCUUCAGCUUUCUGUGUCGGGUAUGAGCCCUGCAAAGUCUGGCAAAAAUGUAGAGAGCCCUGCUCCCUCUAAAGACUCUUCUUCAUAAAUUAACUCUGAAGCCUUUCAGUACAGACUUGACCUUUCCUCAUAAGCAAGUUUCUGAGGGCUGCAGAAAAUCUCUCAGACUUUAUUGCUAAUCUUACGUUCCUUUGGACUUUUGGGAGUGGACUAGAAGGUUACAUUGAGGAGAGUUUCACUUUUUAAAAGAAAGUACAGUAUAUUAAUUUCUUUGUGCUCGAAGUUGUGUGCAUACCGGUCUUAAUUUGAUGCCUUUUAAGCAACUUGUUUACCUCUUAUUUAUGUGUCUUAUCAGGGAAAUUGGCUCCCAGCUGCCAGUCCAACCUUGCUGCUACCUUUCCUAACCGGCCUUAUACAAUUCUGGACUUUAAGGGGUGACACAAAAUACUGUCAGAAUUUCCCAAGUCCCCCGUGUGAUCCCAGAGCUGCAUUUCCUAUGUAUAUGCAAACAGCGUUUUUGUUGUUGUUUUAAGUGACAAGGCAACAACCUCAGCCUCAUAGGUUGACCAAAGAUAGUGAGGAUCUCAUUGGUAAGAGCUGAGCUGCUUCACUGGAAUCCUCAACAUUUGCACUACAGGUCUUUUCUUUUAAAGCUAUUCCUACCUCUUCAUGUGCCUGAAUAAAAAUACAAUCCUUUGUUUAGUUUUGCUGAAUUUGCAAGGAUUUAUUCAUCUUCUUAGGUGUAAUUUAGAAACUGACACACCCUCACGUUAGUCUUUAGUUACAUGGAUUUGUGUAUAAAUAUACAGUAUGUAUAUUUUUAAAUGGGAUUUGCCUGCAAUGAACUUGGGUCAAAAAAUUUAUCAGAAUAGCAUGUUUAAUGAGUUGGGACUUUUUUUUUUUUUGGUAAUAAAAGUUAUAGAAACCUUUAGUCAUGGCAUUUCCUUAUUCUUUCUUUUCUGCCUCCCUUACCACUACUUCUAUAUUCAACUAUUUUUUAAUGUUUUUCUUAACAUUUCAUUGUUUUCAAAACAAACUAUGUACACAUAAAAGUCAAGCAGAGAAUUGGAGGACAGUUAUUUGAAUAUCUCAAAAGAAAGAAAUUCAUUAGCUAGAAAGAGCCUAAUUACUAAUUAGGAGAAAAAUUUAUUUUACAAAUUAUCAGAAUUAUUAAACUUGAUAUGCUUUGUGGUAGGCUUGUAGGUACCACCUUAAAUAAAGGGAUAAGUGACUUGACAUGCUAAUGUUUUAAAGCAACGAGGCCCAGAAAAUAAGAGCAUCUCCUUUCCCCCUUUUCUCAGGUCUUUACAAAAGGAAAAGAAUGACAGGAAGACUUCUAAAAAGGCAGCUGCACAUCAAAAAGGAUUGAGCAUAUGAAUUCACAUUUCCAAAGUCAAGCAUUACAAAAGAGAAUGGGAAAAGCCCAACAAUCAGAACUUUAAGUUCCCUCCUACCCAAACUGACUGGCUAGAUAGGGAGGAAACAAGGGCAACCUUCUGCUAACUUUUUAUAGAGCUUGGGUGGAGGAUGAAAAUAAUUACUUUGCUGAUUCAAGAAACCUUACCUUUCUGUUUCUCCCUGCCCUUAUACCUCAAUUAUCUGCAUAUUCUUGAUUGAAAGUUUUAGUGAUUGACUCAUCCAGAUAAGUACUUCAAUUCUUAUAUGUGUUAAGGUCUAAAUGUCAGGAUUUUAAUAUGUUUGGUCAAAUGUUUAUGCCAAAGCCUUUUAGAAGUCUAAAAAAUGAAGACUGUGGAGGCUUGUCUUUUCUAUUAAGAUAGGGGUAAAAAAUAAAUCCUAAAGAGAAAUGGAUAAAAUUAUUGAUCAUCUUAGAAAAUGAAUUUACCUAAAGCUCUUUGCUUACUACAAGCAACCACAAUUGCUAGAGGUAAGAGAGCAAAAAUAAAGUGAAAUUAAUUCUUUUAAGGGGGAAAAAAGGUGACUUUUUAGUUGGGAUUCAUGAAAGGUGGAAAGGUGUCAUUUAAAAAAAAUCUGUCAAUAUUAUUCUUAUGUUUAACCAUCUGCCCCUCAAUAACUUAAUGCUAAUGAAGUCUUGGUUAAAACAACAGCUACCCCUCCUGUGAACUGUUGCUUUUUCAAAAGGGUUUCGAGAUGCUAGAUUACAGCCACCUCCGGUCUUCUCCAUGGUGGUCUUUGACAUUACAAUGUUCUGUGCUUUGAUAAGCAUUCAGAUCUACACUUAAACAAAACAAAACAAAAAUACCAACAUGCAUGAUUAUUUCCUAAACCUACCACCCCCUUUUCAAGAGAAAAUACAUUGCAGUUUGGGAAAUUCAAAACAACCAUAACAAAAAUAGUCAUAGUUCUAAAAUUCCCAGGUAGACCUUUCUUCUAUGGUUAUUUUCAUGUAGGUAUAACAUUGCUCUCUGAAUCAGACUAUAAUUAGCUUUUUUUUUUUUUUACUAGCCCCAGGGAAUCCUUAAAAGGUUUUUAAUGGGAAUAAAUCCCUAUAUAUCUAUAUUCAGCACUGGGGAGUGUACUGACUGGAGAUGGGUAUGAAAUAAGUAGCCUCUCAAAGUCCCUUGGAACAAUAAGAAUAUAUAGAAACAAAUGAUAGACUUGUGGGUAUUGUGCUUUAUGCUCUACAAAGUAAAACAGGAAGUUAAGUUCAAACAAAAGGAAGGGAGAACUGUAUUGCUAAAACUAUCCAGGAAAAGUGAAGUGGAGGAAUUAAACAAUUAUUCCACAGAUUUGGUCAGUGUUAAAAGGUCAAAUGGAUAAUUUAGGCAACCUUACACUUCCCACAAUUGAGGUCAUUGCCUCCAUUCUAUAUUGCAUUUAUAGGAUGAACCCAAUGCUAUGUAAAAUCAGAAUUUUCCCUGUAGUAGGGUGCUUAUCACUGGAAGAGUAACACUACUGGAAAUAGCUUCAUUUUUUUUUAUUUCAUAAGACUUAACAUGAAUGUAAAUAUAAUUCCCAGGAACCCAUUGCUCGAAUGAAUACACAAUGGACAUUUAUAACUAUGUAUGAUUGACCUUUUCAAUGCCCCUUUGUCUUCACAGAAUAAUUGUGUGUCCAGUUUUCUAGACACUGGACAGUGUAGUGAGAAUGAAGAAAUAAGGCAUUUAACUGCAAAUCAAAGCUACAUGAUUUGAAUAAUGGCAAAUGAAGGCUUGUUAAUUUAAAAACCCAAACCAAUAUAACUUAACAUUCACAAAAUAUGGAUUUAUUCUUCCUCAACCUCAAAUGUGGUAUAGCCUAAGAUUAGAAAAGGUUAUACUGGGUUAUCAUAUCAUCUCCAAAAGGAGGAGACUCUGAAGAGCUGCAUUAGCUCUGGAGUUUUUAAUUAUUUCUCAUGGUCAAAUAAAUCUUCUAUAUUUGCAGAGUAUUGGAUUUGAAAACCUCAGAAUCUGAUCAAGUUGAGAGAAAUGCUUGGUCUGACCACAGACCUCUCCAUCAGAAAAGUACCCAAUGCUGAAUCUUUAUUUGUGGUUUAAAAAUGAAAGCAUAGUGGAUAUGAGUCCAAGUAAUUCCUAAUGUUCAUCUAAGACAAUGUCAAGAUUUUCUUGAUUUUGAAUUCUACAAAUGCAACUUAGAAAUGAAUAUGAAAUAAUUAUACAGUGUAGGCCAACUAAUCCAUUUUUCUGCUCCUUUUAUGCUAAGAAAUCUUGCUUCAUGCUAUAAAGUUUAAAGCACUAUGGAAAGGCAAAUGAAAAGUCAAGUAAUAGCAAAAUGGAAGAGGACAAAUUCUAAACAUCAUGAUGAAGAUAGUCUGGAAUAAAAACUGUAUAGGAUUUAGGAUUGGUUAAGACUCCUUUUUCACCCUCAGUUCACUCUCUGAGUUACAAGUAUAGGAAAAAUAUAUCACAGUCAUCACCUUUAUCAUCAUUGUCAUCAUCAUCAUCAUCACUGACAUUUAUAUUGUGCUUUAAGCAAAAUGCUUUAUCUGGUGUGAGCCUCAUUGUACUCUUCUGAAGGAGUACUAUGCAAGUUAUUACUGUUUUACAGAGAGACAAUUGAGAUUCAGUGAAACUAUGGGUAUUUCCCAUGAUCGCACAGUUGACUAAGUGAAGUGCCGGGGAUUCAAACUCUAGUAUUUCCAAACUCUAAUUCUAUUUCUCUUCUAUGCCAGACUGAUAUAUCAUGAAUGAACAAAUCUACACUGUUAGCCUAAAAACACUUCCCAAAAGGAAUAAUAGAACCUGGCAAAUAACCCUGAGAAAACAUCUUUUCACUUUUUAUGUUUGCUAAAAGGUUACAAAUAAAUCAUCUAGUAAUUCUAUUCAAUAAAUAUUUAUUGACCUACUAUAUACAAAGUUCCAUGAAGUUCUCAGGCAUGGGAAUGAAUCUGAGUUCUCAAAGGCUAUGCCAGAACAAUGCAAGCUUCAAAAUGUUUGAUCUUGUCAGAAAGAUUUAAUAUAGCAAUGAACUAAAUCUGGAUAAAAGUAUAAAAGAGUCAAAACUGGAGUUGCUACUGGAAAUUAGGCACAUUAAGGUACUUUUGGUAGAGAUGUCAAAUGGUCUGACUAUUCUAUCAUGCAUUUUGGAAUUUUGUGAAAAAAGAUGCUUUUAUUAUUCAUAUCCUGUGAUCCAGUGAUCCCACUAUUUGGGCAUACACUGUAAGAAAAGCAAAUAUAAAAAAGAAAGCUAUGACAUAAACAAAAUUAUUCACAGCAGUAUUUUUUGAUAACAAAACCAACAACACAAAAUGCAAAUGAAGUGAUCAGCCAUAAAUUGAGGAAUUGUUUAAUAACUACAUUUUUGUACUGUAAGAAACUAUGAAUAUGAGGAAUUCAGAGAAAUAUAAGUAGACUUUUGUGAACUGAUACAGUUUGGUGUGGGCAUAACCAGAGAAGAUCUUAUAUAUAUAUAAUGAAUAUAAUGUUGUAAGUUAAAAUUACAUAAACAAAUCUGAGCUCAUAAGUGCAAUGACCAAUAUUGAAGAUCCAAAUGUAACAAAAACAAAAAGCAAACAGACACAGUUGCUGUAUUGGUUGAUUUUACUUGGCUCUUGCUGUGGUGAGUGUACUUAGAUUGUGAGUAAGAAUUGUAAAUAGGGAAAUUAUUAUGAAGUUAAAAGAUGCUUUAAUAAAAUAAUUCUUUUUUUAAA